CUGGUCGUCACCGGAGACAUCGACACUGUCUUCGGCCCGAAGGAGCUCGAAGACUCGUGGGACGACACUGGCGCGGGUCACAGCCUGCGCUCGCACGCAUCGGCGCACGAACAGGACGUACCGAUAAUCGGCUACAACGGUGACUUCGACGGGUUCGAGUUCACGGAGAACCGGGACAUCGGCCGGUACGUGUUCGAGCGGGUGCUGGGCAAACCCCUAAGUGGGUAG
Geodia barretti is the source of this 228-nucleotide messenger RNA. The record is from the annotation of a GenBank genome assembly. NCBI's taxonomy places the organism in Eukaryota, Metazoa, Porifera, Demospongiae, Tetractinellida, Geodiidae.